Entamoeba nuttalli P19 is the source of this 657-nucleotide messenger RNA. RefSeq lists its product as hypothetical. Lineage: Eukaryota; Evosea; Mastigamoebida; Endamoebidae. The transcript has a single exon. The record is from RefSeq and is a predicted model, not a curated record. The coding region runs from base 1 to 657 and encodes 218 amino acids.
AUGUCUAGAAUGCAAGAGUCAACUGAAAUGACAUUAUAUUUAACUAAUAUUACAAAAGGAGUUCCUGAAGGAUUAAAUAUUUGUGAACCAGGAAGAAUAUUUAUGAGUCGGAAUGAUGUUACAUUAUAUGAAACUAUAAUUAAAACACAUACUGUAAUGAUAAGUGAUGCGUCAAAUGAAGCAGAAGAUUAUUGUGAUAUUGAUGGUGAUCAUAAUCUUGUUCAAAAAGAAGUUGAUUUCCCAGAGAUUGUUGAAAGUCAAGUGACAGUUGUUCUUUUUAAUGACAUUGUUUUACUCUUAACUGCUGAUGUUGCUGCGUCGAUAUGGAAUGUUGGACUUAAAUUAUUUUCAAGUGUUGGAUUAGCUAAAGAACAGAAAUAUGAAGGGUUUUAUUAUUAUAAACAUUUCAAGUUAUGUAAAGUUAAUAUUGAAAAAGCACAAGAAACAUGUGUUCAAAUUGAGUUUAAUGAAAAAGAAUUAAAGUCAAUGCAAUUAAAAUUUAUUGAUGAAAAAACUCGUGAUGAUUGGUUUGAAAUUGCUGUUGAUUAUUGUGAACAACAAAAGAAGUUAGAAAAGUCUUUAGAAGAAAGAAGAAAUGGUUUAUUCCUUAGAAAUAUUCAAGACGAAAUUUUACGUAGAAAUACUUCAAAAAAGUAA